GUUGAUCCAGCUAAGGGUACAAGCAAGUAAAGUCGUGUUUCGAGUUUACUGAGAUUAAAAUGUUUGUUAUUUAAGUAAUGAAACCAACAAUGGGGAAUGUGGUGUUUUCAGUGAUCUGGCUCCUGAUACUAAUUUUCAUAGCGUUUUGGGUCGCGGGCAUAGCUGCAGGGAUAUAUAUUAUCGUACUACCCUUUACUGUAUGCGUAGAACCAUUAACGGGCUUAACUGAUUUCCUAUUAUCAGUGGUUCAGUUCCCGAAAUACUGUGCUCAAGCGAUGAUGGAAGGGAAAGGUUUCAAUUGAUUUCUAGUCAAAUUAAAAUUUUAUAUAAGAACUUUUAUAAUACCUGAUUAGUACACACAAGUAACUGAUUAACAUGUUAUUAAUAAAUGAGAAUGUUUGUAUUUAUUAUGUAUGAUUAAGUAAAAAUGUUUUUUUUU
Messenger RNA from Papilio polytes (common Mormon), 439 nucleotides. RefSeq lists its product as uncharacterized. The transcript is spliced from 3 exons. The coding region runs from base 78 to 302 and encodes 74 amino acids. Lineage: Eukaryota; Metazoa; Arthropoda; Insecta; Lepidoptera; Papilionidae. The record is from RefSeq and is a predicted model, not a curated record.